Messenger RNA from Sapajus apella (tufted capuchin), 1182 nucleotides. It is a transcript of the gene CLRN1, whose product is annotated as clarin 1. Lineage: Eukaryota; Metazoa; Chordata; Mammalia; Primates; Cebidae. Bases 363 to 1061 code for a protein of 232 amino acids. The record is from RefSeq and is a predicted model, not a curated record. Gene Ontology annotation, biological process: sensory perception of sound; equilibrioception. The transcript has 3 exons.
GGAAACAUUUAUCAAGUUACACUGAGGACUCCAUCUGUUAUCUUAGACCGUUGUUACCAAGUGACACAGAGCAGAUACUUGAAGGCAGUUUGAAAGAAUUUUGUUUUAUAGAUUCUUAGUCCAAAGAUUUCCAAUUAGGGAGAAGCAGCAGCAGAAAAGGAGAAAAACCAAGUACGAGUGAUGAAGAGACAUUCAUCUACUGACAUUUAACCUGGUGAGAACUGUCGAUGGUGAAGUUGCCUUUUCAGCUGGGAUCUGUCCAUUCAGCUUCUGUAAUAAAUGCAGUCACAGGGGCAGUCCCUUCCCAUUGCUCACAAAGGUCUUGUGUUUAAACCUCGCCCUCACAGAGGCUGUUUCUCAUCAUGCCAAGCCAACAGAAGAAAAUCAUUUUUUGCAUGGCUGGAGUGUUAAGCUUUGCAUGUGCCCUCGGAGUUGUGACAGCCUUGGGGACACCGUUGUGGAUCAAAGCCACUGUCCUCUGCAAAACGGGAGCUCUGCUCGUCAAUGCCUCAAGGCAGGAGCUGGACAAGUUUAUGGGUGAAAUGCAGUACGGGCUUUUCCACGGAGAGGGCGUGAGGCAGUGUGGGUUAGGAGCAAGGCCCUUUCGGUUCUCAUUCUUUCCAGAUUUGCUCAAAGUGAUCCCAGUGAGCAUCCACGUCAAUGUCAUUCUCUUCUCUGCCAUCUUUAUUGUGUUAACCAUGGUGGGGGCAGCCUUCUUCAUGUACAAUGCUUUUGGAAAACCCUUUGAAACUCUGCAUGGUCCCCUAGGGUUGUAUCUGUUGAGCUUCAUUUCAGGCUCCUGCGGCUGUCUUGUCAUGAUACUGUUUGCCUCUGAAGUGAAAAUCCACCAUCUCUCAGAAAAAAUUGCAAAUUAUAAAGAAGGGACUUAUGUCUACAAAACACAAAGUGAAAAAUAUGCCAUCUCAAUCUGGGUCAUUUUCAUUUGCUUUUUUGUUCAUUUUCUGAAUGUGCUCCUAAUACGACUUGCUGGAUUUCAAUUCCCUUUUGCAAAAUCUAAAGACUCAGAAACAACUAAUGUAGCUGCAGAUCUAAUGUACUGAAAGGCAAACCUUUCUAUAAUUUUACAAGUAAGGGAGUAGACUUGGUCAUUUUUAGAGGUAGUUAAUUUUGUAUAUAUUAUGUACAAUUUAGUCUGCAUACAUUAAAGUAUCAGGACCCUCU